AUGAAGACUGCCCAAGGCCUAAGGAAACACCUGAACAAGAAGCUCAAGUGUGAUCCUGCUUCUGUUGCUGCGCGUGCCGCUGAGCGCAAGAAGUCGAGACGACUUUCAGCAAAAACGUACUACUACCGCUUUAAGCGUCUAUGA
Phytophthora nicotianae INRA-310 is the source of this 144-nucleotide messenger RNA. RefSeq lists its product as hypothetical. The transcript is spliced from 2 exons. Bases 1 to 144 code for a protein of 47 amino acids. Lineage: Eukaryota; Oomycota; Peronosporomycetes; Peronosporales; Peronosporaceae. The record is from RefSeq and is a predicted model, not a curated record.